AAAGCUGAUUAUAAGCGGGUGGUUUCUUUUAUGGUUACUUAAUAUUUAAAUAUGAAUCAUUGAAGUAAUAUUUGUUUUUUUAAUAUUCGUUGUAUUUCCCUUGAUUUUUUUGAUUCAGCCGAUCUUUCUAUAUAAUAGUUUUUGAAAUAAAAUAAUUUAUUUUACGUGUUAUGAAUCAAUCGCCAUACAAUCGAAUUAUCGGAUUGUGAAAACGAAACUUUCACAAUGGAAGAAGAAUUCCAGUACUGUGGAAAUUGCAAAAGGGACAUAAGUGCUAAAAAUUACGUUAUCCACACUGCACAUUGUGAAAGGAAAAUCCAGCUUUGUUAUCGGUGCUCGGAGCCUGUACCUCGAAGUGAAUUAAAGGAACAUGAGGAAGAGUUUCAUUCGAACGAUAUCUGUUCAGAUUGUGGUAUUACUGUGGAAAAGUGGAAAAUUGAAAAGCACAAAGAAACUUGUGUUAAAAAGUUAGUACCAUGUGAAUAUUGUGAAUUGGAAGUUCAUUUAGACAGUCUUUAUGAACAUGCUGCCACAUGUGGAAGUCGAACUGAGCAAUGUCCAAAAUGUAAUAAACAUGUGAUGAUAAAAGAUCUAAAGAAACACCCUAUUGAUUGUUUAAAAAGGGAACAAGAAACAAUGCCCUGUGAGUAUUGUGGCCUUCUAAUUGAUUGGAAUGAAUUAAUGGAACAUACUGCAUUAUGUGGGACUCGUACAGAAAGAUGCUUUUUAUGCAAUGAGCAUGUUAUGGUCCAAGACAGAGAUACUCACUUUGUAAUCUGUGGAAAAUCCAUGGAUUUCAAUGAGUCUUUUUCUUGUGGUAAUUGUGGAGGUUCCUUUACUCGUAAUACUAUUGAGAGGCAUGUUGAACUCUGCAGAUCACAUCUAGAAAAGUGCAAAAUAUGCAACACUUACAUUCAAAAAGAAGUAAUGGGAUUACAUCUUACAAAGUGUGAACAGGAACUUGUAAAGCUUGAAUUUCCUUGCAACUAUUGUGGGCAGUUAUUUCUUAGUGAUUUUCUGAAAGACCAUACUGACAGAUGUGGAUCUCGAACUCAGAAAUGUGAAAAGUGUGAAAAAUUUAUUCCCUUGAAAAAUAUGGAAGCACAUUCAGAUAUAUGUGGAGGAAAGAAAGAUUUAAAGCCUAAAUAUCCUUGUAAGUUUUGUGAAGAAUUAUUUCCUAGUGAUUUUUUGGAAGAACAUGCUAAUAGAUGUGGAUCUCGAACUCAGAAAUGCAAAAUGUGUGGCAAGUUUAUUCUAUUGAAAAAUAUGGAUGCACAUUCUGAUAUGUGCUUAAAUGGGAAACAAUUAAGGCUUAAAUUUCCCUGCUGCUAUUGUGGAGAAUUAUUUCCUACUAAUUUUCUGGAAGUUCAUACUAACAGAUGUGGGUCUGAAACUCAGAAAUGUAAAGAAUGUGAAAAAUUUAUUCCAUUAAAAGAUAUCGAAGCACAUUCAAAUAUUUGUGAGGGCAAGAAAGAUUUAAAGCCUCAAUAUCCUUGUAAGUUUUGUGAAGAUUUAUUUCCUAGUGAUUUUCUGGAAGAACAUGCUAAUAGAUGUGGAUCUCAAACUGAAAAAUGUAAGAAGUGUGGCAAGUUUAUUCUAUUGAAAAAUAUGGAUGCACAUUCUGAUAUGUGUUUAAAAGACAAACAAUUAAGACUUCAAUUUCCCUGCUGCUAUUGUGGAGAAUUAUUUCCUAGUAAUAUUCUGGAAGUUCAUGCUAACAGAUGUGGGUCUGAAACUCAGAAAUGUAAAGAAUGUGGAAAAUUUAUUCCAUUAAAAGAUAUGGAAGCACAUUCAAAUAUUUGUGAGGGCAGAUCUGUUGCUCUCAGAGACAAAAUUCCUUGUAAAUAUUGUGAAAUUCCAUUUUCUUAUAAUAUGUUGGAGCGUCAUAUUACAGUAUGCAGAUUGCGAACUGAGAAAUGUAGAAAAUGUGAAAAAUUUAUUCGUCAUAAUGAAAUGGAUGGGCAUCAGUGUGUUGAUGAACAGAAUAUAUCGAAGACCUAUGGGAAUUGUCCAAUAUGCCAUCAGACUAUUCCUUGGAUUGAAAUGAAUGUUCAUAGUGCUUAUUGCUCCCAAGUUUAUUAUGAUACACCUGAUUAUGAACAUCAGAAUCAAUUUAAUGAACUUGCUUUAAGAAAGGAGUCUGAAGGUAGAGUUUUGACUAAUAAAAGUACUGAAGAGAAAAAAUCACAGACUUUUGAAGGUACAAAGAAAUGUUCUUUCUGUUCUAACAUCUUUCCAUAUCGCUAUUUUUCUCAACAUCUGGAAAUCUGCUUAGAGCGUCCUUAUAAUUGUGAUAAGUGCUUAAAAGCUAUGCCUUAUCGAAAAAAAGAAGAUCAUUUGCACAGUUGCCGUAGUCAACAAACUGAUUACAUGCUACAUGAUGAAGAAACAGAGAAUAAUGGAGAAUUGAAGAAAUUGAAAAAGUGCCAGUUUUGUGAUAAAAGAAUAACUGAUGUACUUUUCCAUCAUCACUUGAAAGUAUGUGAACAUCGCGAAGAAAAAUGUACAGUUUGUUCAGAAAAUGUGCCUGUAAAAAAUAUGCAAGAGCAUAAGUUAUUCAAAUGUAAUUUUGCUCAUCUUCCAAGUAACAGGAAUUUUUACAGUGAUAAUAAUGUGCAUGCUGAAGCUUCUCCAGGACCUUCUGAAAACUUUGAAAAAAUGAGACAUCUUGAAGUAAAGGUCGAAUUAUGCCCAUCAUGUAAUUCUAAAAUUCCUGAAGAAAGAUAUCAUGAACAUCUACUCCUGUGUUAUAAUGAGAUGACUCAAUGCCAUUUUUGUGGUGAAGAGAUUCCAAAAAAGAAAGAACGUUCUCACUUUCAGAAUUGUGAUAGAGUAUUAGCGAUCGCUAGGGAAGAUAAUAAAUCUCAAAGUUCAAAGAAAAAUGAAAAAGCAAAUAAAAAAUUGAAAAAGUGCCAGUUUUGUGAUAAAAGAAUAACUGAUGUACUUUUCCAUCAUCACUUGAAAGUAUGUGAACAUCGCGAAGAAAAAUGUACAGUUUGUUCAGAAAAUGUGCCUGUAAAAAAUAUGCAAGAGCAUAAGUUAUUCAAAUGUAAUUUUGCUCAUCUUCCAAGUAACAGGAAUUUUUACAGUGAUAAUAAUGUGCAUGCUGAAGCUUCUCCAGGACCUUCUGAAAACUUUGAAAAAAUGAGACAUCUUGAAGUAAAGGUCGAAUUAUGCCCAUCAUGUAAUUCUAAAAUUCCUGAAGAAAGAUAUCAUGAACAUCUACUCCUGUGUUAUAAUGAGAUGACUCAAUGCCAUUUUUGUGGUGAAGAGAUUCCAAAAAAGAAAGAACGUUCUCACUUUCAGAAUUGUGAUAGAGUAUUAGCGAUCGCUAGGGAAGAUAAUAAAUCUCAAAGUUCAAAGAAAAAUGAAAAAGCAAAUAAAGGGAAAUCUUUUGGUGAAGCUAUUGGAAAAUAUAUUCCCUUUUUGAAUUCAAAUAAAGAUAAAGCUUCAGGAAGGAACUAUUCUGGACAUAAUUACCAAGAACCUUAUCAAUCAAAUAGAGGAAAAUAUGAAAAAGUUUAUAGGGCGCCAGUACAACCACCACCAACAAAACCUAAUGAUGAACUUCCUUGUGAAUUUUGUAAUCAGUUGUGGCCUGCUGAAUUUCUAAUAGAACAUGAGUCUGGUUGCCGCCCUGAUUUAAUAAGUUAUCCUAAAUCUAAUGAAGAAAAUGAAAAUGACCAUAAGCUUGCCAUUGCUGCAGCAAAUGCAUCUCCGAUUUCUCAUAUAUCUGGUUUGGGUGCUAGACCCAAAAAUACCAGAGAAGAAAAUGAUGAGUGGAGAGAAAUACAGUAUAGAAAGAAUAAGCAAGUAUCAUCAAGAGAAAAUUUUGAAUUCAGAUCCAGUAAUAGUAAAGAAGAAAAUACUGGGUCUAAAGAAGUACAGUCUAGAAGAAAUAACCAGGCAUCAAUUGGAGAAAGUAUUGAUUAUAGAAAAAAAGAAAAAAAUGUGCACCAAAAUCGGUCAAAUGACAAAGACAAAUUUUUCUUUUACUCAUCACAAGACACUGGUGAAGCUUCUGAAAACCAGUCUAGCAAUCCCAGACAGAAGAGGCAUUCUCAAAUGAGAGAAAGUCCAGAAACUUCCAAGGUUAAAUCUGAUAAAGAAUUUGGCACUAACUGUGGAUUUAAAAAAGAUGAAUCUGGGGAAGAUCAUUUCACUGCAUUCAAGUUCAGCUCAUCUAAAUUUAAUGAUGACUCACAGAAUUUUUCAAAUUUCAGGAAGGAAAAUGAUGGUAUCUUAUCAAGUGAUGUGAAAAGCCCUCAUGAUACAAAGAAAAGUAGCUCUUACUGUUUUCAAACAUUUUCUGGAGAAUCUAAUUCCACAAUUGAAUAUUCUAAACCCUACAUCAAUAGGGAAAUUAAGGCUGUUGGUGCUGAACGAACUGAGAAAAAAAGAAUCAUGCAUUCAAAGAAAGAUGCUGAAGCAGAUUUAACGCUGAUCAAUAAAGAUUUUGAAGAAAUGUCUUUGCAGAAACUGAUCACAUCUGAUGAAAACAACAAAAGUGAACUUUCUAAAUUUCAUGAAACUGCUGAUACUAAUAUAUUAAGCCUGAAUUUGCCAAUGAUUUGGAACACAGAAUAUAAUUCAAAUAAUAAUAAAACAUUUAGAAGUCCUCUUUUGAAAACUUUGAAUAGUAAUUAUGACAGUAAAACUGAAGAUGAUACUCCCUCUAAUGCCGUUGAAAAUAUUGACCAUAAAGCAUUAAACAAUAAAACUAAAGAUGAUGCUUCCUCUAAAGCAGUUGAAAAUAUUGAAUAUAAAGCAUUAGAUUCAAGCAUCCAAGAUACAGAUUAUGAUGCAAAGAAUGAUGAAACUUUUGGAAAUGAUUUUUUGCAGCCCAUUAAAAAUAAUCAGAACAAGGAAGAUGAGAAUGACACUCAUUCAAAUUCAGAUGACAUUUUUUAUGAUGCUGAUGAUGAAUAUUUUGUUAAUGUACAUGGUAGUAUUAAUCCACAGGAAGAGAAGUUAAGUCAUUAUCAUCUUGAUAAUUUAAAGUUUAGUGACAAACAUCAAAGAGAUAAUGUGAGACAAAAGAGUUAUGAAGAUUUAGAAGAGAGAAAAUUUAGAAGUCAGAGUUAUGAAGAGGAUUUGAAUCAUAAAGAUUCUAAUCUUAAUGGCUAUAUCCAGUUUUUACGUAAAAGUAUAAAGGGUUCAGAUGAAGCAAUUGGAAAUAAAAUGAAUCAACAGGAAAAACUUACUUCAGCUCUUAAAAAUGGGUCAAGCAGUUCUGAAUCCUCAGACACAGAACCAUUCAGCACAAGAGUAAAGACUUCUAACCAAAUGAAUUCCAAAAAAAGUCCUUUAAAAUUCAGUGGUGAAAAAAAGGUUAAGGAUGAAAGUUUUGUCAGUAAUGAAACAUUGAAAUGGAAAAAGUGGCGUGAACGAGAGGCUACCGACUCGGACUGAGAAGUGAAUAUUUUUAUAACUGUGUUAAAAUACUUAUUCAUGUGUAUAAAUUAAUUUUUAGGUUUGUUUUAAAACAUAUUUUCUAUAAAAAUGUAUAAAUAUUAUAAUUUUUUAAAUGUAUGAAAAUUAUUAUUAUUAUUUUACUAAAUAUUAUGUGUAUGAUCAUAAGCAGCUUUGCUUAAUCUUUUGCCAUUAAUUUCAUAUAUAUAAAAUUUUGGCAAACCAGUGAAUUUGUCUGUAAAGAACUUCAAAUUGUCUGUACUUCUUGAGUAUGUUGGUCUUACAGAGAAUUCAGUGCUCUCUAAUGGGAGUGGGGGAUGUCUAAUGCUACAUUUUUUUAUUAUUUAAAAUUUUUCUAUACGAAAUUUCUGUGAAGUUUGUCAUAUCAAAACAAACAUGAGGAAAUAUACUGCAGUACAUUUCUGAUAUUGGAAAGAUGAAUUGUAAUUUUAAUAAUAAAAGACAAAAUAAUGUG
Messenger RNA from Argiope bruennichi, 5887 nucleotides. RefSeq lists its product as uncharacterized. NCBI's taxonomy places the organism in Eukaryota, Metazoa, Arthropoda, Arachnida, Araneae, Araneidae. The coding region runs from base 226 to 5412 and encodes 1728 amino acids. The record is from RefSeq and is a predicted model, not a curated record. The transcript has 32 exons.